Trichoplax adhaerens is the source of this 315-nucleotide messenger RNA. RefSeq lists its product as uncharacterized. The transcript is spliced from 3 exons. Gene Ontology annotation, cellular component: mitochondrion. Gene Ontology annotation, molecular function: thiosulfate-cyanide sulfurtransferase activity. Lineage: Eukaryota; Metazoa; Placozoa; Uniplacotomia; Trichoplacea; Trichoplacidae. The annotation marks the transcript as partial. The record is from RefSeq and is a predicted model, not a curated record.
UUAACGCCACUACAAGUUAAAACGCUACUGGAAGAGAAGAGCAUUUAUCUGAUUGAUGUUCGUGAACCAGCUGAAUUAACGGAGGAAGGCAAAAUUAACGGAUCGAUCAACGUACCAUUGGGACAGUUGGUAGAAGCUUUAUCCAUCCAUGAUGAGGACUUUGCCAUCCGAUAUGGUGUCGCUCAGCCGGACAAAGAGAAUACCAAUUUAGUCUUUUAUUGUAAAGGUGGAGUCAGGAGUAAUCAUGCCAUGAAGACUGCAAUCUCUCUAGGAUAUAAUCGAGCGAGACACUUGGCUGGAGGAAUAGACCAAUGG